Messenger RNA from Eublepharis macularius, 678 nucleotides. It is a transcript of the gene DRC12, whose product is annotated as coiled-coil domain containing 153. The transcript is spliced from 7 exons. NCBI's taxonomy places the organism in Eukaryota, Metazoa, Chordata, Lepidosauria, Squamata, Eublepharidae. The record is from RefSeq and is a predicted model, not a curated record. The coding region runs from base 85 to 678 and encodes 197 amino acids.
AGUUUAAUAUUUCCUGCUGGGAAACUGGCAGCAACCUCUGAAGACAUCGGCAGUUCACGUCCAGGCUUCAGCAAGCGUACAAGAAUGAGCACCGCAAGGAGAGGAAAAGGCAAAAAAGGAGGAAAACUGAAGAAGACGGAUGUGGCAGAUGAAGAAAAAUACAGAAGGAGAGUGCUAGAGGUUGAGACUCUGAAACAGCACCUUGUUCUUCGGAGGGAUGUGGCCAGGCAAGCAAUGGCCGGCAGUGACGGACUGAAGCAGAGGCUGGUGGAGCUGGAGCAAGAAUUGGAGGAGGCCCGAGGUGACAAACAAGAUAUUUACGAAGAGAUGAUCCGCCGGUUCCAGCAACUUCAGGGUCAGACCGAUACUCGGAUACAGCACUUAGAAGCUGAGUCUCAGAACUUGAGGGAACAACUCGCCGCUUGCCAAAAUGACGUGCGACUAAGCCGAGCAGAUAAGGAAAAGAUGCAGAAAGAGAAGGAGGAGGCAAUUGCUGAGAUGCAACGCAAGAUCGACAAGAUGGAGACAGAAUAUGAAAAAAUCCUGCAUGGCAGCCUGGACCUUGUGCUGUCCAAACUGCAGACUGCCAAACUGGGCUGGGAGAAGGAGGCCACAACCCUCCAUAUGGAGUAUAAGGACCGGCUCAAGGAGUUCGGACUCAACCCACUGGAGAUCUGA